AUGGGGGCGUUCUUGAGCUCCGCCGCAAGCAAGGAACAGCACCAGCAGUGGGAGCACGACGAAGCUCCGCGACCAGAUUCCUCCAAGAAGAUGCGGCUCUCGACCUCUCUCUGCAGCCACGGCCACCCGAGGCUGAUCCCGGGGCUCCCGGAUGAGAUCUCUCUGCAAAUCCUCGCGAGGAUGCCGCGGAUGGGGUACCUCAAGGCCAAGAUGGUCUCCCGGAGCUGGAAGGUGGCGAUAACUGGCGCAGAGCUGUACCGGCUGAGGAAGGAGCUCGGCGUGGCCGAAGAGUGGCUGUACAUACCGAUGAAGACGGCAGAUGAUCAGAAGCUGGUUUGGCAUGCUUUUGAUCCGGUUAGCAACCAAUGGCAGAGGCUGCCACUCAUGCCUGGGAUCAGUCAUAGCAGAGGAGAGUGCAGGAGUGGCCGCGUCUAUGGGUUGGGCUUGGGGGAUCUGGUGAGCGCUGGCAUAAGUAUCUUUGACGUUAUCAGAGGCUGGCUUGGUCAGAGGGAAUUGUUAGGCAGUAUACCAUUCUGUGGCUGUGCCGUCGGCGCUGCUGAUGGCUGCCUCUAUGUUUUGGGUGGGUUCUCUAGAGCUUCCACGAUGAAAUGCGUGUGGAGGUAUGAUCCAUCUGUCAAUUCAUGGCAGGAGGUGAGCCCGAUGAGCACAGGGCGUGCCUUUUGCAAGACUAGCCUGUUGAACAACAAGCUGUAUGUUGUUGGUGGUAUCAUCCAAGACAAGAAUGGGUUGGCUCCGCUAAAAUCCGCUGAAGUGUUUGACCCUGCAACUGGGGUUUGGUGCCAGAUAUGUUAUUCUCCAAAUCGCAAGCUCUGCCGACGGCCUUAG
Messenger RNA from Miscanthus lutarioriparius, 846 nucleotides. NCBI's taxonomy places the organism in Eukaryota, Viridiplantae, Streptophyta, Magnoliopsida, Poales, Poaceae. The record is from the annotation of a GenBank genome assembly.